Molecule: messenger RNA, 3073 nt
Organism: Thalassophryne amazonica
Lineage: Eukaryota; Metazoa; Chordata; Actinopteri; Batrachoidiformes; Batrachoididae
Gene: gpatch1
Product: G patch domain containing 1
Exons: 20
Coding region: 29-2935 (968 amino acids)
Biological process (GO): mRNA processing
Cellular component (GO): nucleus
Molecular function (GO): RNA binding
Source: RefSeq, a predicted model, not a curated record
GUGUGAACGCCGUACUUGUAGUACAGACAUGGCGUUGGACAGUGACAGUGAUGAGGAUUUUGUGAGUUAUGGGACUCCUCUGGAGCCUCUGGAAGAAGAUGAGCCGUUGAAGAAGCCCCUCCCGUUGCACGAGCAGACAGUGAAGGAUGAGAAGGGACGAUACCAGCGGUUCCAUGGAGCGUUCACUGGAGGGUUUUCAGCCGGAUACUUCAACACUGUCGGCUCAAAGGAAGGAUGGGCUCCCUCAGGUUUUGUGUCGUCACGACAACAGAAGGCCGAGAAACUCAGCGCCAGGCCUGAAGAUUUCAUGGAUGAAGAGGACUUCAGCGAGCACGGCAUCGCUCCCAGACAGAUCACCACCAGCCAUGAGUUCUCAUCGAGCCGCAGAGACGAUGCCCAAGAGAAGGCAAAGGCGGUCAGUGCUCAGACAGCCUUAAUCCCAGGAGACACUCUGCUGGAGGAGCUCAUUUCACCUGCCAAGUCAUCCAUUGGGGUGGAGCUGCUGAGGAAGAUGGGCUGGAAGGAGGGGCAGGGUGUCGGACCUCGGCUCAAGAGGAAAGCUCGCCGCCAGCAAACUAAUGAUGGAGGCAGAGUUUAUGGCUGUGCACUCCCCCCUGCUGGCUCGGAGGAGUCAGAGAACGAUGAUGAUGAGUUUGCCCCAGAAAAUGUGACCUUUGCACCCAAGGAUGUGACACCAGUGGAUUUCAGCCCCAGGCUCGGGGUUCAGGGUCUGGGGUACCAUGGUCUAAACCCGGGCUUGGCACUGCUGGGCCGAUCCACUUCUGAACACAUCGACCUGUUUAACCCACAGUCCAACUUGAACAGCCGCCUGUUUGGAGAUGCACAGCGACAGUCGCGAAGAGGGGGUGUGGCUGGACAGGCCUUUGGGAUAGGAGCACUGGAAGAUGAUGAUGAUGAAGACGUCUACCACAGAGACUCGCUGUCUAGAUAUGACACCGUGCUUGGGGGGGAGGAGCCUGGUGAUGGCCUGUAUGGCUGGACGGCGCCACAGCAGUACACCAAGAAAAAAGAUCAAAGCAAAGAUGCAUCAUAUCUCGGCAAAAUCUUGGAGGGUUUCACACUCACCCAGAAACCAGCAGAGGAAAAAACUGUCUUCCUUCCCCCGUCACUGCCCAAAGACUAUCGUCCCAUCCAUCGUUUCCAGCCAGCGGUCAUUUCAGCCAAUGUUCCAGGGAUCAGCCCCGCACUCGCCAAGGCUCUGAGGAUGUCCAGGGGACACAUGGUUCAGGAAGAACCACAACACAGAGGAAGGCAUCAGCUGGAUUCAGACCAGAGGAGGGCGCUGCUGGGUGAAGAAACCCUGCAAGGACCUGUUUCAGUCCUGGAUCUUCUGAGGCCAGAGGACAGACGACGACUCCUUAACCUCCGCAACUCUUCCAACCUCCCUUACACCAAAUCUGACACCACAGUCCCUGAUGCUUCGUGUCCAGUCGGGGUGUCGGUACCAAUGGGUGUCGCCUUCACCGGCCUCCAGCAGCAACAGCAAGCAUUAGCUUCAUGGAAAGGUGCCCACGGUGCCUCACAGGCCUUCAAACCUUUUGAGAACAACCCCAGUAAACAGGCACGCUACGACCUGUACCUGAACCGCCUGAAGCAGGGAGACAAAGAUGCCCUGGAACAGAGUCUGGACCCUGGAAUGACAGAGUGGGAACAGAGCAGGGAGAGGGAGGAAUUUGUGCGAGCUUCCAUCUUGUACCGACCCAGCUCGUCCUCACUCUCGUCACGUUUUACCAGAGCUAAACAUCAGGAAGACGAUGAUGUCAUAGAGGUGAACAAUGACCAGGAGGGUGUCAUGGAAAACAAGCAGACAGCUGUGAAGAUGAAGAUGUUUGGGAAACUGACCAGAGAAACCUUCGAGUGGCAUCCAGACAAACUGCUCUGCAAGAGGUUCAACGUCCCUGACCCGUACCCAGGCUCAGGUGCAGUCGGUCUGCCCAAAGUCAAGCGAGACAAGUUUUCAGUCUUCAACUUCCUGACUGUGGCAGACAACUCAGGGACCCAAGGUCCUCCAAAGCCUCCAGCAUCUGGGAAGAAGUCGAGAUGGGACGUUUCUGACAGAACAGAGAAAAAAGCUGACCUGCUGAGCAGCCAACAGCCGCCUGAGUCCAAAGACCACCAGAGUCCAGCACCGGCGUUACCGGGCCCUGCCAGUCCAGAGCCCAGAGCUGAGUCAGCAGAUGAGAUGACCAUGGAGAGGAAGAAAGAAGAUGAAGAUGAGCCUGAAGAGGAGGAGAGCAGACCUCCCAUGGAUCUGUUCAAAGCCAUUUUCGCCAGCUCCUCUGAUGAGAAGUCCUCUUCGUCAGAGGAGGACAGCCACAACGAGGACGACGAUCAAACCAAAGACGGCUUCCAGACACCAAACCUCUUUAACAUCACCUCCACCACCGCUGUGACCUCCACCACGGUCACGCCGUCCUCCUCAGCUGUGACCUCCACCACGGUCACGCCGUCCUCCUCAGCCGUGACCUCCACCACGGUCACGCCGUCCUCCUCAGCUGUGACCUCCACCACGGCCACGCCGUCCUCCUCAGCUGUGACCUCCACCACGGCCACGCCGUCUUCCUCAGCCGUGACCUCCUCCAGCCAGCAAACAGGGUCUGUCUCAAAGCAGGAACAGGAGGAGUUUGGGCCGAAGCUGCCGCCUCUUUCGUGUGCGCAUGCCAGAGGAGGCGCCACCAUCCCCGGUGAGGAGGUGAAAGUGAGCACGAAGAGCAAAGACAGAAAGCACAAGAACAAGAAGCACUACAAACACAAGAAGGAGAAGAAGAAGAAACACAAGAAGAAGAAACAUAAGGGGAAGCAGAGGAAGAGUAAGGAGACAAACAGCAACUCGGACGACAGCGAUGAAGACGGACAGAUGACGACCGAAGAGCUGCUUAAAAGACUGAAGAGCGUCCGGUCGCAGCAGACGUGAUGCAGAAGUGUCCUCUGUGAGGACGACGCCCCUCCAAAAUAAAACCACACACACACAGAAUGUUUAAUAAGUGAAAACAUGUUGGGCACGAUGCAGACGCUGCUUCAGUCUUUAGAAAGUCUUCAAAAUGAGGACGUG